Messenger RNA from Ostertagia ostertagi, 396 nucleotides. NCBI's taxonomy places the organism in Eukaryota, Metazoa, Nematoda, Chromadorea, Rhabditida, Trichostrongylidae. The record is from the annotation of a GenBank genome assembly.
AUGAUGAACGAUCUAGCUGCCGUCGAAUCAGAGAAAAGUAAUCUGGAGGAAAAAGUCUCAGCCAUGGAAAAAACGUACGAGAGUGUGACGUCAUGUGCUUCAUCGUUCAUCGAGGACCUCUCUGCCGAAGAGAUGAACGUGCAUGGAAAACGUGUCGUAAGAGACUAUAUGGCCGGAAUUAUUCACGUACGCGAACAGCUUUCGGCUGCCAGAGAAAGAAGGAAAAGAUGUCUUGAAUUGGUUGACGUUCGUCGCUUGAAAGUUGCAACAGUUCACCCAGCUUGGCUCGAAGAAUUGCAUGAAACCCUGCUGAAAGACUAUAAUCAAAUGGGUGGUGCUGAGGACGAUCUACGCCAUUUACGUGAGGAUCGAAUGAAACUUGAAGAAACGGCCAGG